Paracoccidioides lutzii Pb01 is the source of this 2169-nucleotide messenger RNA. RefSeq lists its product as hypothetical. The transcript has 2 exons. Gene Ontology annotation, biological process: regulation of DNA-templated transcription. The record is from RefSeq and is a predicted model, not a curated record. Gene Ontology annotation, molecular function: DNA-binding transcription factor activity, RNA polymerase II-specific; zinc ion binding. Bases 1 to 2169 code for a protein of 722 amino acids.
AUGGCUUCUACCACCCCCCAGAACCAAACCACACAUAAGGGUGGUUAUUCUACCCCACCUAAUGUUUCCACUGCCAUUGAUGGUCACUGCGGAGCCGCUGUUUUCCAACAGCCGUCUCCAUGCAGCCCAUCACCCAAGCAUGUUGCCUUCGAGCUUCUCUUAGAUGAGAACUCGAAGGUUCGAGCACGAAUCCCCAUGCGAGUCCAGAUAUUUCCUCAUGAUACCACUGAUUCGAUCGUCACUACGGUCAAAAAUUUUUACGGCAUCUACGAAGGUGCAGCAAGCGGUGUGAGCUUCGAGGAUGAAAAUGGCAACACGCUCAUCGCACGCUAUGAGAAUCUACGGAACAACAUGACGGUAUAUGUCAGAGUCAUCCCUUGCCAUAGUUAUUCCGAUAAUUAUAGUACACCGGCAUAUUAUGGUCAUAUGAACAAUUGUCGGCGACCUAAUCUUGGUGAGCCGUUUCAACCUCAGUUGCAGCAGCCUGCUCAGGCUCUCGAUUAUGGCCAAUCGCCUUCCCGACCACCCUCGAGAAUUGCCAGGAAACGAAGUAUUUCCCCUGCUGGUCGAGGUCGCCGCAGUGUUUCUGCUCAAAAGGCUUCUUCUCGCUCUGGAAACAAGAGCCGUGGGUCAAGCAGCCAUGGCAGUUUUCAUGACGACGCUGUAGUCCCUUACAGCGAUAACGAUGACGAUCACGGAUCCAUGACAGGAUCAAAGAAAGCUAGAAGCGAACAAUUUGCUAGCUCUGAGAUCAGCAUGGAUAAUAUACUGCAAGAUGGCAGAAGAAAACGUCCUAAGUUUGAGAGUUCGGAACUACCUCUGUUUGUGCCUCCUCAGGUUCCUUUGACCACCUCAACAUCGUCGAUAUCUCCGCAACGACGAUCAACCAUACAGGAGGCCCCUUCCCCUUUCGCAAGACCCGCCCAACGUCCCUACCAAGCACAACAGCCCAUUCCCUCCCCCCAAAGUUAUGGACGUCAUGACACACCCUACGGGUAUAGCACACCUAUAAGCAGCGCAUAUGCUACGCCCGGUAAUGCUCAGCAUAGCCAUAGACUCCGCGAUCGCACAAGCACACAGUCUGUUGGCGGAUUCGGAAACUUUGCCUGUCGCUCCAAUAGUCAUGGCAUACUCCCGACUCCAGAUCCGACAAUUGCGAGCUGCAUCUCUGACGAAGAUGUUGCUAUGCAGUUGAUUCGACUUGGAGACGUCUCCAACUUUUCUCAUGGGCGUAUGUCUGCCUCUACUAUUGACGACGCAUUCAGUGGUGCUGCUGAUGCUUCGUCAUCGACAGGAGCCACUACAGAUGCAGAGGCCAGCGAAGAUGAUGAUGACCUUCCUCCACGCUCGAGGCACAAAUUGGAUUCCAGCCCUAUACUCCCUCCAGGAUUCAUCAGGAAGCACCACAAAAACUUAGAUGAAAUCCUCCCCAGCUGCGACAGCAGCGACCCAAGCAGCGAUGACUUCGACGCUGAAUAUCAGAAACCUAAGCAUGAAGCCACUAUCAAAAGCGAACAUGAUGGCGACGCGACUUACGAGGACUCUGCCCCUAAGGCCAAGCGUCCGAAGACCAAGGCAUCAAACUCGACAGCCCCUAAGGCAUCAAAUACCAAAGCAAGCUCGUCGUCCAAAACCACUAAGCCUAAAAAUCGCCCCGCCACAACUGUCCGCAAAAACAAGACCCUGGCAAACAACAGCAACAGCAACAGUAACCAAGGACUUGCAGUUCCGACCGCGCUUCCUCCCAUGGCCAACCCUUCCUCAUCACGUAAAAUGUCAACCUCUGCAGUAAACUUCCAGCACCAACUUGGCGCCGAUGAAGAGGACUUGUCCACCAAGCCUCGUUGCCAGCGAUGCCGCAAAAGCAAGAAGGGUUGCGAUCGCCAACGUCCUUGCCAAAGAUGCAAAGAUGCUGGUAUUGGCAUUGAAGGUUGUAUUAGCGAGGAUGAGGGCAAUGGCCGUAAGGGCAGAUAUGGUCGCCAUAUGGGAGUUCCAGUAAAGAAGAAUGAGGCUGCUGCAGCUACUGCUGUUGCUCCCCCUGGCGGUUACACUGCCGCUCCCCCCUUGGGGACUGAAGGGCUCCAGCCUCCUGCCCCACCAACCCUGGCAGCUUCUACGGCGUCUUCCAGCGUCUCUGAUAAAAACAAGAAAAGAAAGAAAACGGGAUAG